Messenger RNA from Chaetura pelagica (chimney swift), 2454 nucleotides. It is a transcript of the gene BAHD1, whose product is annotated as bromo adjacent homology domain containing 1. The record is from RefSeq and is a predicted model, not a curated record. Lineage: Eukaryota; Metazoa; Chordata; Aves; Apodiformes; Apodidae. Gene Ontology annotation, molecular function: chromatin binding. The transcript has 6 exons. The coding region runs from base 1 to 2454 and encodes 817 amino acids.
AUGACGCAUGCCCGGAAGAAGCAGCUUUUCCUUCUGAAGCACCCGGCCGGUUCUGCUGGCCGAGCUUCCUCACCAGCAGGCAGCAGGAGGAUGGACAGGAGCGAGGCGGAGCGUGGCAAGCAGAGAGAUGGAGAUGGCCCCGGGGCUCCCAAGUGUCCCAGCGGGUUUGUGGGGACAAACAAAAGCAAGGCUUUGCACGAGGUGCGAAAGACGUACCCGCUGCGCAGGCGCCUGCUCCCCUCGGUGAGCAAAAAGACCUGCAAAGUGCUCCUCACCAGGCUGGAGGACGUGGCUGGGUCUCUGUCAAAACAGAGCCAGAGCUGCAAAAAAAAGGACCUUCCCAGUUGGAUGGAAGGUUUGGGACCUGCUUUGUUCUCCGAAAAAGUUCAGCCUGUGGGAGGAGGGAAGAGUGACUCAGCUGGGGAGAAGUGCACGAUAAGUUACCCGGGGCCGGAGUCAGAGCUGGCCAGUGCCCGCGCGGAGCCGCGGCAGCGCAGGGUGGCCUCGCUCAACGCCGAGGCCGUCAACAACCUGCUGUUCGAGCGGGACGAGGGCUGCGCGUCCGCCCGGCGCCUCCGCAGGGAGCCGGGCAAGGCCGGGCCAGACUGCCCCGCCAAGGGCCUGCACUGCAAGGCUGGGGACAGCUGGUCGGCCCUGGAAAAAACGGCUGCGAAGACAGGUAAAGGAAAGAGCCGGCACGAGCCCGGUCAGAAAUGUAAUAGCUGUGACCAUUCGCUGGAUGAGGUCUUUGAGGAUGGGACGAAGAGGGAGGAUGGUGCCAUCUCCUAUCAUCCCACCCCAAAGAGACUGGCCAGCCUGAAUGCCGUGGCCUUUCUGAAGCUGACCCACGAGAAAGACCAACCCCUGAAGCAGAGGAGUAAAUCGGACGGAGAGGGCAAGUCUGAGAACCACUGUUCAAAAUCUACGCUCAAGUGGGCCAAAGCUGGUAGGAAGAACUGUGUCAAAUCCAAGAAGGAAAUGGCCAGCUUAAAAAUGGAAGGUCAGCACGGCUGGCGAGGACUUCCCCUGGGGGCUGUGGAGAAAGGGGAGCAGAGGGACUCCUCCAGGCUCUACAGGACGGCAGAGCCCGUCCCUUACGAGUCGGUGUCGAGCUCCUACGCCAGCACGGAGGGGUUCUACCACAGACUGCCUCUGCUUAUGGGUGGACAAGCUUCCAUGAAGCCAGAGUAUGGAAGGCCCGGAGAGAAAUCCCCGACCCCCAAACAGGAAUUUCAUCAGCCUUCCUUUCCCGUGCAGCAGUUCCCUCCCUUGCCUGUGCCGGGCAAUCACUCGGGUUGUGGGUGUCUCUAUGAAUCCUCGGAUCUGACGCCCUUGAACGGGUUUUAUGUUUAUUAUGGCCAAAGUGGGUACAGUGGCAGUGGCUACUCUCACUGCUCUGUUUACCCCAAGGACGAGCUCUCGCAGCCUGCCACCUGCGAGGGGCUCUUGGUCUCGCCCGGUUCCUUGCCAUCAGGUGCUCAUUUCCAGCCACUCCACUGGUGUAACUCUCCCUACUGCUGCGGAGAGGGAACAGCCAUCAACAGCUACAGCGUCUGCGGGGUGGUGCACGUGCCGGAGGGCAGGGUGAGCAGCGUGCACGCCGGGCGGAACAGCUACCCCUACAAAAUGCCUUUUGCAGCAGAAGGCUGCAAGUCUCUGGACCAGCUGAACCUCACAAUCCCCGUGGCAGGGCACCCCGCGUCUCCUGCCCACCCGCUCUCAGGAUGCCCAGUCCCCAGCGUGCCGCCGGCUGCGGAGCCCGUUCCUCACCUGCAGACCCCCAACUCUGACCCUCAGACCAUGGCCCGGGAGUGUCCGCAGAGCUCCAAGCCCCCCAGCGGCUCCAAGUCCGGCCUCAGGAACACCCCGGGCUGCCUCCACGCCUCGGACAGCAAGGCCACGGGGGGCCACCCCAAGCAGCAGCGCAUCGGGCGGCGCAGAGCGACCAACGGCUGGGUGCCCGUGGGCACGGCCUGCGAGAAGGCUGUCUACGUGGUGCGGGUGCGGGACACUGUCCUCCUCAAGUCCGGGCCCCGCAAGAAAUCCAUGCCCUACGUCGCCAAGAUAUCGGCGCUGUGGGAAGACCCCAAAACAGGGGAGCUGAUGAUGAGCCUCCUGUGGUAUUACAGACCAGAGCACACUCAGGGAGGCCGCAAUCCCAGUAUGCACCAGAACGAGAUCUUUGCGUCCCGGCAUCAGGACGAAAACAGUGUUGCCUGCAUAGAAGAGAAGUGCUACGUGCUGACCUUUGCAGAGUACUGCAGAUUUUGUGCCUUGGCAAAGCGUCGCGUCGAAGGGAUCCCGGGCAGGAAAACCAUGAUGGUUCCUCCCUCGGAACAAUAUUCCACCCCUCUGCACCGCAAGGUGCCCGAGGACACUGACCCUGAGCUGGUUUUCCUCUGUCGUCACGUCUACGACUUCAGGCACGGGCGCAUCCUGAAGAACCCCCAGUAG